Messenger RNA from Uncinocarpus reesii 1704, 2079 nucleotides. RefSeq lists its product as uncharacterized. The transcript has 2 exons. Bases 1 to 2079 code for a protein of 692 amino acids. NCBI's taxonomy places the organism in Eukaryota, Fungi, Ascomycota, Eurotiomycetes, Onygenales, Onygenaceae. The record is from RefSeq and is a predicted model, not a curated record.
AUGGCGUCUCUUGCCGCCGAAAUUGAAGACCUGCGGCGCCAGCUCGAAGAGGCGACGCGAGGCCAGGAGCAAGAGAAACGACGAGCUGAUGAAGCGACACAGCGAGCCGAGCAGCUCGCGGCGGAUCAGUCGCCAACGACGCUGUUGGUUUACCUUCAAUAUGUCAAGGAAAAGCUCUUGUCUACCUUCUCAAUCGAACCUGACCCUACUAAAACGGCCUCGGGAUCGGUUACAGAUGUUCGAGCGAAAUACUAUCCACUACGACUCCGUCCAUGGGCGGAUUUUAACCAAAUCCACGAUCGCACUUUCAACCAGUUGACUCUGGCGUUUUCCGACGCUCAUCUUUUCCCCUCCAAAACAGAUGUACAGGGGGUUGAGCGAGACCUGUCUCCAACAACGAGAAAGGACGAACAAGAUAUUCGACCAUUUGUUCGAAGUGCUAUAGAGAAACCUGCUCAGCGUCUAGUUCAGGCAUAUCUCAAACAGGUCAAAGAUACCCGGACGGCCGACUUCUUCUUCCAGAAUAACGCUUACAGCCUUUCCAACAAGGAUAUCACGGACACCGCCGAUGCCUACGGAGACGAGGCUCCUCCUAGCAAGAGGAGAUCGCCGGAACGGACGGUUAAAGGAGUCCCGGAUCGCUGGGGAAUCCGUGUACGCCCGAGUGGGGAUCAUGUCACGAUCUUUGUGGGUGAAUAUAAAGCCGCCCAUAAGAUGCGCCAUGGCACUUUCAAACGUGUGUUCUCCUCUGCAAAGGAGGAUCUGUUCUUGGACACGCUAAAGCGACUCUCCCUUCCAUUUGUUGAUACAGCCAAGGAGCAGGCUGUAGUGGCCCAGGUGCUAUGCCAAACAUUCCACUACAUGAUUACUACCGGCCUUAAAUACGGGUAUCUUACGUCUGGAGAGGGCCUUGUGUUUCUGAUGCUUGAUGAAAACGACCCGCAAACACUAUAUUACCACCUAAACUCAGUGCCUGAUUGCGAUCAUCAGGCCGAUGACUUCGAUAUAAUAUAUAGCCCAGCCUCGCAGCUGUCAACCUUUGUGUUGUUGUCACUUGAGUCAGAACAGCAAACUGCCCAAUGGAUACAGAUGGCUCAGUCCAAACUCUACCAGUGGCCGCUUUUACCUGGUCCACCGCGCCUGGAGAUUCCAUGCCGCAAUGCUGAUUUCGAAAAAUUAGACACUAGCAGCAGUGAUGAAGGACGCAAAGAUACAGACGGUGAUUACCGACCUCGACCGCCGCCUCGUAAGCAGCAAUCUUCUUCCAAAAGUACAGAAAAUAUCGAAACGAAGAGGCGUCAGUCCUCAAGGACGCAGCAAAGAACCCAACGCCCUACCCUCCCAUAUUGCACACAAGCCUGUCUCCUUGGGCUUUCGCAGGGGCACUCCCUAGAUCAGUCCUGUCCCAAUACUGCUAUCCACCAACGAGGGGCGUCUUCUCUUAAUCAUCUUAUUUCAAAAGAAAAGCUCUGCACCCUUGUCAGAGACCAGCUUGCGCGCAAUCUUGAUGAAAACUGUGAAUGCCUUGAUCAAAAGGGGCUGUUUGGUGCAGUCGGUGUGCUAUUAAAGAUCACUCUGACUGGCUAUGGCUAUACCUUUGUUGCCAAAGGGGUUCAGGCUGUGGAUGAACCAUUGCUUUCCAACGAAGCUUGCGUCUACACCCAUUUGGCCAAGUUUCAAGGAAUAACAAUACCUGUGCACCUUGGUAAUAUCAAGCUUGUGCACACAUAUCCUCUUGUUAGCUGUGCAACUGUUACAUCUAUGAUGCUGAUGUCAUGGGCUGGUAAUGAUCUACACGCCAAAGACUAUGGGCCUAAUGUGAAUAUUGAAGCUCAGACGCAGCGAUCAAUGCAGGAGUUGUUUGACGCAGGCCUUAGACACUAUGAUGUGCGGGAUGCCAAUUUGAUUUGGAAUCAGGAGCGACAACGGGUAAUGGUGAUUGAUUUUGAUCAGUCUUCCAUUCAGUCUCCACCUUCCCGGCGGAAGAGGGCACGUAAACAUGGAUCUAGCCCUGAACUAACGGUGAAACGGACAAGAGUGGACAAGGAGAACUUGGAUGCUAGCAAUAUUCCUGAGUAG